This is a messenger RNA of Selaginella moellendorffii, 1632 nucleotides long. RefSeq names its product pentatricopeptide repeat-containing protein At2g27610. Gene Ontology annotation, molecular function: protein binding; RNA binding. Gene Ontology annotation, biological process: RNA modification. The transcript has a single exon. Lineage: Eukaryota; Viridiplantae; Streptophyta; Lycopodiopsida; Selaginellales; Selaginellaceae. Bases 1 to 1632 code for a protein of 543 amino acids. The record is from RefSeq and is a predicted model, not a curated record. Gene Ontology annotation, cellular component: intracellular membrane-bounded organelle.
AUGGCAGCUCUUUCAGAUAAUGGCCUCCAUGCAGAAGCUAUGGUUCUUUUCAGGAUGAUGCUGCUGGAAGGUGUGACGCCGAACAAAUUUACUCUCAGUACCGCCCUCGGCGUUCUUGGAAAGUCUGGAACUGCUACUGAAAUGGAUCUUGUGCAAUCUUGUUUCAGGCUGGGCUCUUUCAAGGACUUGGUACCGGCGUUGAUCGCCGCUUGUGGAAGGCUCCAACGUUACAAGCUUGCUGCAGAGGUGUUCUCCAAGGCUGAUAAAAGCAACGUCGUGGUGUGGAACUCGUAUCUGGCGUGGUGUGACGAGCCAGUUAUUCAGUAUAGGAGGAUGCUUUUGGAAGGAGUAGCAGCAGACAAGGUUACGUAUAUCAGUCUGCUUCAGUCAUCCAGGAACUUCCAUCCGGAAGAGCUACUUAGGGUGGCAAACGCAGGGAUUCAUGCAUUAGGCUUGGUGGAAGACGUGAUCAUAGCUACAGGGGUGCUGCGAUCUUACAGUCAGUGCAAACAGGUUGAGCGGGCCGUCCAAGUGUUCAACAGGAUGCGUUUCGCAGGGCAGGACGAUGCUGUUACCUGGACUUCGAUGCUCUCGGCCUACGCUGACAAUGGACAACACGAAAAGGCUGUCGAGUUGCUCCAUCGAAUGCAGCUGGAAGGACUAAAGCCCGACAAGUCGGCAUUUGUGAAAGCUCUCAAUGCCUGUGCGGCCUGUGGACGCUUGCGACUGGGAGCUUUGGUUCAUGCAAAUGUAGAGGUAGCUGGCGCCACACUCAACGCUGGCGUUGGAAGUGCUCUUGUGGGUUUGUAUGGAAGCCUCGGGAAGCUUGAGACCGCUCGCGAGCUUUUCGAAAAGCUGCCUCACAAAGACGUAUUCUCGUGGACAGCUUUGGUUUCGGCCUACUCGGACGCCGGCCAGCAUGAAGCAGCGGUUCAGGUGUUUAGAAGCAUGCAGCAGUUUGGGAUACAACCGGACGCAGUCUCCAUUCUCGCCGUGCUGAAAAGCUCUCCAAGCUCUAUCGACGCCACUGACCUGCGGCUAAGUUUGGAAAGCUGGAGCAGCAGCAGCAGAAUUUCGAUCUACACGGAGAUGCUGAGCUUGCAAGGGAAGCACGGGAGACUGGACGAGGCGAGCUUCAUCUUCGAUCAGAUGGAAGAGAAGGACAGUGUGGCCUGGAACGCAAUCAUCACGGCCUACGCUCAACACGGCCACACGGACAAGGUGAUGGAGAUGUUCCAAAGGAUGCAAGUGGAAGGCGUGGAGGCGGACAGUGGAACGUUCGCGAGCAUCACUUGCGCGUGCAGCCACGGUGGGAUGGUGAGGGAAGGGUGCAGCUACUUCGCGUGGAUGCUGGACGAGUUUGGCGUGGCCAGAGUGGAGCAAAACUACGCGAGCGUGGUGGAUCUGCUUGGGAGAGCUGGGGAGAUGGAGGAGGCCGAGAGGGCGGCAAGUUGCUCCGGAGUGGAGGGGAUGAUGAGCAACAAGUCGAUGCUUUGGAAGACGAUGCUGAGUUCGUGCCGGGCUUCAAGCGACGUGAAACGAGGAGUGGACGCUGCAUCAGAGGUGUUGAGCGAACAGCCACGCAAUCCAGAAGCGUACGUGCUGCUCUCGACUCUCUUACAUGGUGCGUGA